AGCGGUCGGUCUCCGGCGGCUGCAGCAGGGAGGGGGCUGAGGCGGCUGCGGACUCGGGGGCGCCCCCCUCCCGGCCGGGGGGAGCGGCGCGCGCAGCAGUGUAACAAGUCUAUUUCUGGAUUGAAAUCUUUCCUGCAGUCCUCGUAAACCCUCUACAAACCUGCACGUGCUAGAGAGCUGAGAAAUGAAGCCAAAUAGUCUGGUUUCACUGUCUGAGCUGAUAGAAGAGACCAUCUUCCAGCCAAUCAGGAUUGUUCACUACAAGCAGUGACCUAAGACUUUUUGGAGGGCAGCACGCCUAGAGAUACACGCCGCCCUCCAUCACGCACACUCCUCCAGCACCAUGUCAGGAAACUACACCCCCUCUUCUGGGGGCCCCUUCUCGGCUCUCACCCCCAGUAUCUGGCCACAGGAGAUCCUGGCAAAGUAUACCCAGAAAGAAGAGUUGGUGGAGCAGCCGGAAUUCCGGUAUGAUGAAUUUGGCUUCCGAGUGGAUAAGGAAGAUGGCGCUGAGCCGAACUCCAGCAAGCUGCUGGGGAUUCCACUGACGGAGGAGCCACAGCAGAGGCUGAAGUGGCAGGCCCACCUGGAAUUCACGCACAACCACGACGUGGGGGACCUCACCUGGGACAAAAUCGAAGUCACGCUGCCGGGUUCGGACAAGCUGCGCUCACUGGUGCUGGCUGGCAUCCCACACAGCAUGAGGCCUCAGCUGUGGAUGCGUCUCUCUGGGGCCUUGCAGAAGAAGAGGAAUUCAGAGAUGUCCUAUCGAGAUAUUGUGAAAAACAGCUCCAAUGACGAAACUAUCUCUGCCAAACAGAUCGAGAAGGACCUGCUCCGCACCAUGCCCAGCAACGCCUGCUUUUCCAACAUGAACAGCAUCGGGGUGCCACGACUGCGCAGGAUACUCCGGGGACUAGCCUGGCUUUACCCAGAGAUCGGAUACUGCCAAGGCACCGGCAUGGUGGCGGCUUCCCUGUUGCUCUUCUUGGAGGAGGAAGACGCCUUCUGGAUGAUGUGUGCCAUCAUCGAGGACCUGGUACCUGCCUCCUACUUCAGCACCACGCUGAUGGGAGUGCAGACCGACCAGCGCGUCCUACGCCACCUCAUCGUGCAGUACCUGCCACGGCUGGACAAGCUCCUGCAAGAGCAUGACAUUGAGCUGUCCCUGAUCACCCUGCACUGGUUCCUCACGUGCUUCGCUAGCGUUGUGCAUAUCAAACUGCUGCUGCGCAUAUGGGACCUCUUCUUCUACCAGGGUUCGCUGGUGCUCUUCCAGGUCACACUGGGCCUGCUCAGUAUGAAGGAAGAUGAGCUAAUCCAGUCGGAGAAUUCUGCCUCCAUCUUCAACACUCUCUCGGACAUCCCGUCUCAGAUCGAGGAUGCGGAGGUGCUGCUGCAGGAGGCCAUGCGCGUCGCUGGCUCACUGACAGACAUGGCAGUGGAGACCCAGCGCCGCAAGCACCUGGCUUACCUCAUUGCUGACCAAGGGCAACUGCUCAACCCCAGCGCCGCUGUCAAUAAUCUAUCCAAGAUUGUGCGGCGCAGGACCCAGCGCAGGAAAUCUGGCAUCACCUCAUUGCUUUUCGGUGAGGAUGAUUUGGAGGCACUGAAGGCCAAGAACAUCAAGCAGACGGAGCUGGUGGCUGACCUUCGUGAGGCGAUCCUGCAGGUGGCACGGCACUUUCAGUGCGUGGAUCCAAAGAACUGUAGCAUUGACCUAACUCCGGAUUACACCAUGGAGAGCCACCAGCGGGACCAUGAAAACUACGUGGCAUGUUCCCAGAACCGCCGGCGCCGAGCCAAGGCACUGCUGGAUUUCGAGCGCCAUGAUGACGAUGAGCUGGGCUUCCGCAAGAACGACAUCAUCACAAUCAUAUCCCAAAAGGAUGAGCACUGUUGGGUGGGGGAGCUGAAUGGACUGAGAGGUUGGUUUCCUGCAAAAUUUGUGGAGGUCUUGGAUGAACGGAGUAAAGAGUACUCUGUUGCUGGCGACGACUCGGUCACAGAGGGGGUGACAGACUUGGUCCGAGGGACGCUCUGUCCAGCACUGAAGUCUAUAUUUGAGCAUGGGUUAAAGAAGCCGUCCCUGCUGGGGGGGCCCUGCCACCCCUGGCUGUUUAUCGAAGAGGCUGCUGGACGGGAGGUGGAACGAGACUUCGACUCGGUGUACUCCCGCCUCGUGCUCUGUAAGACUUACAGGCUGGAUGAAGAUGGAAAAGUUCUAACUCCAGAGGAACUGCUUUACCGGGCAGUGCAGUCCGUGAACAUGACGCACGACGCUGCGCACGCUCAGAUGGACGUGAAGCUUCGCUCCCUCAUCUGCAUUGGACUCAAUGAGCAGGUCCUGCACCUGUGGCUGGAGGUGCUGUGCUCGAGCCUGCAGACAGUGGAGAAAUGGUUCCACCCCUGGUCCUUCCUGCGCAGUCCUGGCUGGGUGCAGAUCAAGUGUGAGCUCAGGGUCCUCUCCAGAUUUGCAUUCAGUCUCUCUCAGGACUGGGAACUUCCUAUUAAGAGAGAGGAGAAGGAGAAGAAGCCGCUGAAGGAAGGAGUGCAGGACAUGCUGGUGAAGCACCAUCUCUUCAGCUGGGACAUAGAUGGCUGACCCCGCCCACUGCGGACCUUCUAGACUGCCACACUCAACACACACUCUCCUCCCCCUGCCCCCCCCCCCCAACCCGUGGCUGCUCUCAGCCCAGCUGAAGCAACAGCCUCUCCAGCUCAGCUAGGCACUUCCCCCUAGGCACUGGGUGGCUGGA
Messenger RNA from Gopherus flavomarginatus (Mexican gopher tortoise), 2759 nucleotides. It is a transcript of the gene SGSM3, whose product is annotated as small G protein signaling modulator 3. Gene Ontology annotation, molecular function: protein binding. The coding region runs from base 344 to 2605 and encodes 753 amino acids. The record is from RefSeq and is a predicted model, not a curated record. Lineage: Eukaryota; Metazoa; Chordata; Testudines; Testudinidae. The transcript is spliced from 23 exons.